UCUGAUGAAUGACUCUGAGGAUGCACAGCUCCCCAACCGUUCUCUGGAAUUGGAACAAUGUUCUCUCAAAGUACUGGAGCCAGAAGGAAGCCCCAGUUGGAGUCUCUUGAGACUAAUGGGUGAAAGAGGCUGUACUGUGAUAGAACUGAUAGAAUUAUUACAGGCCCUGGAACACACAGAAGCUCUUCAGUGCCUCAGUCCACCAGGAAUAAAGAUUGUUGUACAGCCAGACCCUAAGGCGGUACUAUCUGGACAAACGGUCAAGCUAUGUUGUUGGGCAACUGGACUUCCAUUUGUGCACUAUCAGUGGUUCAAACAGGAAAAAGAGGUUCCACAUGGGAAUUCCCCAGAGUUGAUAUUUAACCCAGUGAGUGUAAGUGAUUCUGGGUUUUACAUCUGUCGAGUGAACAGCGAUUCUUCCUUUGUGUUCAGUCGGUGGGCACAACUCGACGUUUGUGAUAUCCAGGGAAUGUCUUAUGGAAGCUUGGUUGGUUUGCCUGAAAACAAGAUACAUAUCUACAGUCAACCCCAAUCACAAAACCUGAUGGUAGGGGAUACAUUAGUUCUAGAGUGUGGUGCUAUUGGAAACCCAGUUCCUCAUUACCAGUGGUUCAGAAAUGGAUUUCCAUUGACAAAUGGGAACAGAAAAGUAUAUACGGUGUCUUAUGUGGACAUGGAACAUCAGGGGACCUAUUGGUGUCGUGUAUUUAAUGACCAAGACAAUCAAGAAAGCAAGAAGAUAGAAGUCAUAAUAAAAGCUGGAAGAAAAGCUAUGGCAGUGGAAUGCACUGAAGAAGAGUUUAGUACUCUUGGAAAGCUUGUAGACCUUGAAGAACAAUCAGUUGACAGGCCUUCUGCAAUUGACAAGGUAGCUCUGUUGAUAGGAAACAUGAGUUAUUGGAAUCACCCUCAGCUGAAAGCUCCAAUGGUGGAUGUCUAUGAAUUGACCAACUUGCUGAGACAGCUGGAUUUCAAAGUUGUUUCUUUGCUGGAUCUUACUGAAUCUGAGAUGCGGAAUGCAGUGGAUGAAUUUUUACUUCUUUUGGACAAAGGAGUUUAUGGUUUAUUAUAUUAUGCUGGCCAUGGCUAUGAAAACUAUGGAAACAGUUUUAUGGUUCCUGUUGAUGCCCCAAAUCCCUAUCGGUCUGCAAACUGUUUGUGUGUGCAGAAUAUACUCAAACUUAUGCAGGAAAAAGAGACCGGGCUCAAUGUCUUUUUACUGGAUAUGUGCAGAAAAAGAAAUGAGUAUGAUGAUACCAUUCUAAUCUUGGAUGCCCUGAAGGUUACAGCUAACAUCGUUUUUGGAUAUGCAACAUGCCAAGGAGCAGAAGCUUUUGAAAUUCAGCACUCUGGGUUAGCCAAUGGGAUUUUCAUGAAGUUCUUGAAGGAACGCAUGUUGGAAGACAAGAAGAUUACUGUACUUCUUGAUGAAGUUGCAGAAGAUAUGGGUAAAUGUCAUCUUACCAAAGGCAAGCAGGCUUUGGAGAUUCGCAGCAGUUUAUCUGAGAAGAGAGCAUUAACUGAUCCCAUUCAGCAAACAGGAUCAUCUGCAGAGUCCCUGGCACGAAACUUACAGUGGGCCAAAGCUCAUGAACUCCCAGAAAGUAUGUAUCUUGAAUUUAAAUGUGGUGUUCAAAUUCAGCUGGGGUUUGCAGCCGAAUUUUCCAACGUCAUGAUCAUCUACACAAGGAUAGUAAAGAAACCUCCUGAAAUAUCACUUUGCAAAGCAUAUGUUACAGACUUCCCGCUUGACCUGGAUGUAGAUCCUAAAGAGGCAAAUAAAGGGACUCCUGAGGAAACUGGCAGCUAUUUAGUAUCAAAGGAUCUUCCCAAACACUGUCUCUACACUAGACUAAGUUCACUGCAGAAACUAAAGGAGCACUUGAUCUUCACAGUUUGUCUGCAUUAUGAAUAUCCUGGAAUAGAGGAUUCCCUUGAUGAAAGGAAGGAGGUUAAUGUUGGGAAGCCUCUUAUUGCUAAAUUAGGCAUUCAUCAUGGAUUCAAGAAAAAUUGUUGUAUGUCUGAGAGACCUUUCCUUGCCCAAGCAUCCACUCCAGUGGCAGCUGAAUACUACCUCUCACCUAAUCACUGUCAAUCAAAUUCCUAUCCAGGUGUUCACCAUCCAAACUCUGCUCAUUCAGACCAUCUCAGGCAGCCAGAAGCAUGCCAUUGCAUUAUGGCUUUGAAUAUAACUUCAAGACGAGAAGCAUGGAAUAACUCAUCCCACAUAAGAGAGAAUAAUAUACCAGUAGAGACAACUGAUGACACUGUUGACCUGGGACUCAGCUUCUCCAACAGCCUCAGAUUGUCUAAAAAGCAAUAGCUGUGAUCUCUGCAGAAUGUACAGUAGCAUCAGUCCUGAGCUAAAGCACUGGCUGUACAUUCUCGACAAUGUGUUUGUUUGGAGAGAAGGGGCUUAACAAGUACAAGGGUUUUGUGGGUUGGGUGUGGGUUGGUGUUCUCUCCUGGGAAACUUUGUGGAUCCAAAGAGAUAAGAAUGGAAUAUAAACAACUUCUUUAUCCCUGAAUUGAUUUCAGUGGUGAGGGCAGUGUGGGGUUAUCAUGGGGAGCUGGUGGCAAGAGAGAUGGAGUGAAGAGAAGCAUGAACUGGGUCCAUGGGAGCCCCCUAGGAGCUAACCAGCAGGCACCUUAUUAUGGCUGCAAAAGAA
Messenger RNA from Pelodiscus sinensis (Chinese soft-shelled turtle), 2669 nucleotides. RefSeq names its product MALT1 paracaspase (gene MALT1). Lineage: Eukaryota; Metazoa; Chordata; Testudines; Trionychidae. Gene Ontology annotation, molecular function: cysteine-type endopeptidase activity. Gene Ontology annotation, biological process: B cell activation; T cell receptor signaling pathway; proteolysis. The record is from RefSeq and is a predicted model, not a curated record.